AUAUAUAUAUUAUAUAUAUAUUACGUUUAAAAAUUAAAAUUGUCAAAAUACAAUAAAAUAUAUCUUAAUUAAUAUUUACAUCUAUAUUAAUUUUUUAUAUCACAUUUCUUUAAUUCGAUUUAUUGUGUCUUAUAAAAUAAUUUAUUAUAAAUAACAUAUUUUAUAAAAAUUAAAAUAUGAAUUUAAAAUAUUAUGAAUUCUGAUGAAAACAUUAAAAUGGAUAGAAUGAAAACUAUUUUUCGAGAAAAAAAUAUAAAUAAUAUGAAUAAUAUGAAUAAUUUGGAAGGUAAUCAAAUUAAUGAUGAAAAAAAACCGAAGAAAAAAAUAACUAUAGUAGUAGAUGAAGAUGAUCCAUGUCUUAAAGAGAGAGAUUUAAUAGAAGAAGAAAAAGAAGAAGUUACAGACGUUACUUUCGGUGAAGAUCCAAGAUUUCAACAACAGAAUCAAACGAUACGUUGUUUUAUAAUGUAUACCGAUUUCGAUCGUUGUGAAGAGAUUUUAGGAAAAGGAACAGCUACAUGCACAUGGUUCAAACAAGUUUUUCAAUCUAUUUGUCCAAACGAGUGGAUUCGUCGAUGGGAUGAACUUAAAGCUAAGGGCUUAAAAUUUUAACAAAAAUAUAAUGUUAAAAAAAUUUUUUGUAAACAAAUAUAUAAUUUAA
Messenger RNA from Apis dorsata (giant honeybee), 661 nucleotides. Its product is annotated as cytochrome c oxidase subunit 6B-like. The coding region runs from base 193 to 612 and encodes 139 amino acids. Lineage: Eukaryota; Metazoa; Arthropoda; Insecta; Hymenoptera; Apidae. Gene Ontology annotation, cellular component: respiratory chain complex IV; mitochondrion. The record is from RefSeq and is a predicted model, not a curated record. The transcript has 2 exons.